Molecule: messenger RNA, 976 nt
Organism: Drosophila biarmipes
Lineage: Eukaryota; Metazoa; Arthropoda; Insecta; Diptera; Drosophilidae
Product: accessory gland protein Acp29AB-like
Exons: 1
Coding region: 37-897 (286 amino acids)
Molecular function (GO): signaling receptor activity
Source: RefSeq, a predicted model, not a curated record
ACGUUCGCAGUAAGAAGUUCAGAUUUCGUUUGAAAUAUGUUGAAGUCAGCUGCCAUUAUUCAGUGCUUCCUUGCUGUCCUUGCUUUACAAGGAUCGUGGGCAUUCUCGUGGCGAACCCCCCAGAAUAAUACGCAGUCCGUGUGCCCACUGCAGGAUCCUCCCACCCAGUGUGGGGCAUUCUGCUUUAGUAUCCUGCACCCGAUGCAAGAGGAGUUGACAUCCAUUGAAGGCAAGCAGAACCUCGUGCAGACCAAACUCCUGGCGGUGCAGUCCAGGCUGGAGGCCGAGAGGGUUUCCCUGACGUCCAAGAUGGAUGCCCAACUUGUGGCGCUACAGACCGAAAUGAAAAACCAAGUGCAGGCCCUGCAGUCAGACAUGGAUAUCAAGCUGGAUAGCAUACUUCAAACGGUUCAGGCCAAGCUGGACGCUCAGCUCUCUGUCCUCCAGGAGUCGCUGAAAAACAUCGUUACCAAAGCUGAUUUCGAGGAGAGGGUGAACAAAACUGAAAUCGAUCCCCAUUUACCAUUCGAGAAGAUAGGCAACAGAUACUUUUACAUCGAACACGAUCUUGAGCGCACUUGGCAGUCGGCUGCAAGCAGUUGUCGCCGAAUGGGAGGGUAUCUUGCCACACCUCGAGACGAACAGGAACUCAACGACCUUUUGCCGCAUCUCGCAAAAUCCAAAAACUACUGGAUUGGCCUCAACGAUAUAGACCAAGAGGACGAGUUCGUAUCCGUGGCUUCUGGCAAGCCAGCUCCAUUUCUUAAUUGGGAUCAGUUCCAACCCAACAACUUGAGGAACAAUCAGGACUGCGUCUAUAUGGACUACGGUAGAAUGAUAGAUUCCGAGUGCAGUGAUGUCUGGCCUUUCAUUUGCCAACUGGACAAUGAAGUAUAGACAACGCGCAAGAAAUGGAGAUCCAUUUCAAAAAUGUAUCUUCAAAUCAUAAUAAAUUGAAUGAAUAAAUAUAACUUGU